Molecule: messenger RNA, 1811 nt
Organism: Microplitis mediator
Lineage: Eukaryota; Metazoa; Arthropoda; Insecta; Hymenoptera; Braconidae
Product: speckle-type POZ protein B-like
Exons: 2
Coding region: 539-1579 (346 amino acids)
Biological process (GO): regulation of proteolysis; proteasome-mediated ubiquitin-dependent protein catabolic process
Cellular component (GO): nucleus; cytoplasm
Molecular function (GO): ubiquitin protein ligase binding
Source: RefSeq, a predicted model, not a curated record
UGCUUCCAGUUCUCGAGGUUAUACUUUAUUCAGAUAUUUAUUUGUACAUGUGAUGAUUUAUAGAGAUUUUCCAAAACAGCCGAUUUUUUAUAGAUAUUUUAUUUGUAGAGAUUUUCAUUUUUAUAUAUUUUUUUUAAGUAGAUGUUUAGAUAUGCAAAUGUUUCUUUGUAGGAAUUUUUUUUUUUAUUGUAAUUUUUUUUUAGUGAUUUAUAAAUCUAGAGAUUUUUUUUAUAGGGACUUUUUUUUAUUCACUUAUUUUACAAUUCAUAUUUAUAAUUUUACAUUUAAUUAAUAUAGAUAUAUUUUUAAAUAUUGUAUUUUUUUUUUACAAUUUUUUUUUUUUAUAGAUAAUAUUUGUAUAAAAAAGUGAUACAUAUUUUCCUUUAGAGAAGUUUUUUUUUUCCCGAUGUUAUGCUACCGCGCAAGAAUUAAUGACCGAUAUUGUACUUUCAUAUGAAAUAUAUAAAAAAUGAUGUAUUUUUAAAUGUUUGAAUAAUAUUUUUAAAUUACAGAUUGUUGACUAACAAUUUAAAAAAAAAUGAAGAGAUCUUAUUCGUCAAUGAAAGAACAUAAGGUUAUUUUCGAAUGGAAAAUAGAUCAAUUUAAUUCAUUCAUCGAUUCAUCGCUCACGUGUACAGAUGACGUAAAAGUUGAAUCUGUUAAAUUUUCAACAGGUGCUAAAAUAAAUGAUUCCUGGUACUUGAGACUAAAAUUUAAAGAUAAUGACGUAACACAAGUCAAAGAAUGGCUGUCAGCAUUUUUGUGUUUAAAACACAGCGAUACUGAAUCAGUAAGAGCAACAUAUUCUAUAUAUAUUUUGGAUAAGAAUAACGAAAAAAAAGUAAGUGUUAAAAAAUCAACUCGAGUAUUCAAACUUCAUGAGAGUUGGGGUUCAAAUAAAUUUCUGGAAAUAAAAAAGGUGCUGGAAAAUAAAGAUAAUUUACUACCAAAUGAUAUGAUAACAUUAUGUGUGGAUCUCGUUGUACUUGAAGACUAUACAUCAACUACAACGGAAGUUCCAUUAAAAAUUUUGAAGCCUAAAAUAACUGAUGAUUUUGAGAAGUUCUUUGAUAAAAAAAUUAAUGUCGAUGUGAUUUUAAUUGUUGGCGACGUAAAGUUUCAUGCGCAUAAGACAAUUUUAUCAGCACGAAGUCCAGUACUUGCUUCGGUUCUCCACAGAAUGCAAGAAAGUAACAAUAACAUAUUGAUGAUAAGUGAUGUAGCUCCUGAAAUAUUCCGAGAUAUGUUGAGAUUUAUUUACACUGAUAAAGUUGAUGAUUUGGACAGCAAAGCUGUAUCUCUAUUACAAGUUGCUGAUAGAUUUAAAUUGCAAACACUGAAGAUAUCAUGUGAGGAAUCGCUUCGCGAAUCAUUGACCAAUGAAAAUGCAAUUAAAUUAUUAAUGUUAGCAGAUCAAUGUCAUGCAAAUCUACUGAUGGAGUACGUUGUCAAUUACAUCGUAAUAAAUAUCGAUAGUGUGAUGAAAACUGGAGAUUACAAAACAUUAGAAAAUUCUAAACCGAUCUUAUUAUCGCUUUUGCUUAAAAAAUUUUCCGAAUUAAUUAAAAAUAGAGGCUAAAACAUCUGAUGUUCUAAAUCUCAACUGUACUCAAGUCUAGGAUGCAUGCAUCUUAAAGAAUAUAUUUGUCUGGUACAUCAUCAUUCAACGAAAUAAAAUUUUGAGAGAAUUCCCAGAAGAUACUCCUCACUUUUUAAAAAUUUUCAAUGAUAAUCUGUCAUAAAAAUAUUAGAGAAAUUAUCAAUUAAUUAAAAAAAAAUUAAAGUAUUGAUUGAAAAAACGACGAUUUUUC